AUGUCUGAUUUACCAUCACAAGAACCUGAAAAAGCAGGAUCAAGGCAGAAAAGUUCAGUAAACAAGACAAACGAAGCAUUUGUAUCAACUGUAAGAAAUGCUCCCAACAAGACUACCGGUAUCGAUGCAGUCCAUAUAAAUGCUGCAAGAGAAAUGGUGAAAUUACACACCAGAGAUAGAUUACCUACAAAUUCAGUAAAUAAUCGUAUAAAUACUAUCCCCAAACCAUUACCCAGGCCGUCAAACAAUCCCCACAGUACUCAAUUACCUCAAUCAUCUUUUGCUACUCCUAGACCUUCAGCAUCAUUGAAAAAUAUUAAAAUGUCAAUACCAGCCAAAGGACACGAAGGUCCAUGUACUAACCCUCAAUGUGCCCAUUGUGGUACGGUAAUAAUCCCAGCACCUAAGUCAAGUUUUCCUAUCAUGGAUAAACCGUCAAUUACUAUAAAUGACUGGAGCAUUUAUACUAUCAAAAGACCAAUAUUAUCGUCACAGGAAUUGGAUGAUUUAGAACUGAGAUACGAUUUCCCAUUACCCGAAAUGAUCUUUGGUAACAAUAAAGUUAGACUUGUUAGUGACCAAUUUGGGACUAUAGAAUUCAAUGGGUUGGAUGCAUUGGAUUCUUUGAAUAAAGAGAGUGAUUUCAAAGUAAGUUACCAUAGGGAAUGGCUUGAAGCUCGUAAAAACAAAAUGCUUUCUGAAUCAUUCGAUACAUCAGAGAAAAAGUCCAAGGAAAUCUCUAAUCUUGACUUAUCGAAAAUUACCGAUAUCGAAACUAUAAAGAAUUUCGAUUGGACAUAUUCGGUCAAUUAUAAAGGAUCGAUAACAGGUAUUGAAUUCAAACCAACCAAUGAUCCGUUCCCAAUAGACAGAUUAUUAAAACCGGAUCCAAUAUUGUUCUUUGACGAAUCAGUUUUAUUUGAAGAUGAAUUAGGUGAUAAUGGAAUAUCAGUUUUGUCCACCAAAAUAAGAGUGAUGCCCACAUGCUUAUUAUUACUUUGUAGAUUUUUCCUCAAGAUAGACAAUGUCAGUUUGAGAAUCAGAGAUACUAGAAUUUUCAUUGAUUUGGAAACCAAUAAGAUAUUCAGAGAAUAUAAAUGUCAAGAUUGUGAAUAUGAUGAGGUAUUGAGUAAAAUUAAUUCCAAAAAUUUGACUGAUCCUAAAAGCUUAUUACGUGAUAGCAAUUGGGUUGCCAAUAAUAUUCCAGUUAAUUCAGUAACAACGGAAACGAAUAUGUAG
Messenger RNA from Yamadazyma jaroonii, 1239 nucleotides. The record is from the annotation of a GenBank genome assembly. NCBI's taxonomy places the organism in Eukaryota, Fungi, Ascomycota, Pichiomycetes, Serinales, Debaryomycetaceae.